UUUGUCGAUAAAUUAUCAUUUUCCUUAAGGGCCCUAAGAAAUUGUUACAGUACUGUAUUGUCUAUUCGUAGCACUAACACGUAUAUGUUUAUUGCUCCUAUUUUCGGAAUUUCGGUACUAAUGCUUACGAGCUGUAUAUACAGCGAAAUAUUCGAAUUUUUCAUUUGACAAAAAUAGUAUAUCGAAACUAAUAACAACGGCGCGAUUUCUCCAAACGUUCUAGUCACACUUUCAUUCCUAGUUUUUUUUUUAAUAAAUGGCAAAUAUGUUAAUAAGGACUAGACAGCUUCAGUGUAAAGCAAAAAAUCCGGUAGUUAUAAGGGUGUUGUUGUUUUUUGGUAUACCAUUGAUAUAUUUUGUGUUCAUGUGGGCUUAUAAUAAUGUAAAAACUAGUGACGAACUAAUUGAUUUAGACUCUGGUUUCUUAAGUGUUCCAUCGCGGGAACUUCUAGGUAUAGUUGAUAGCGACAGAAAUUGUACACCGGCUGCUAUUCUAGAAUUUCCUCCUGACGGAUUCACUCGUUCACAGAGACAACAUGGUAUCAUAUUAGUGCAUUGUGUGCUGGCAAUGUACUGUUUUUUGUUACUGGGCGCUGUUUGCGAACAAUACUUCGUGCCGGUCAUCGACAUGAUAUGUGAACGUUUGGAUAUGGAAGCGGACAUUGCUGGAGCUACAUUUAUGGCAGCAGCGAGUUCUUGUCCCGAAUUGUUCAUCAACUGUGUUGGAACGUUCAUAACCGAAGGGGAUCUUGGAGUCGGUGCUGUAGUUGGGUCAGCUGUAUUCAAUGUCCUGGCUGUACCUGCUUGUUGUGCUUUGAUUGUUGGCAGGGUAAUCGAUCUGGACUGGUGGUCCAUAUCUCGGGACUGCCUCAUGUACGCGAUUGCUGUCAUCGCCCUUAUACUCACUCUACUUGACGACAAAAUAUAUUGGCACGAAGCGCUUCUGCUAGUACUUAUGUAUACUGUAUACAUUAUAACAAUGGUUUUCGAUGGCUGGCUGAGUUCACUAUUCAGAAAUGUUUGUUGUUUUCAAAAAAAGAAAAAAUUAUACACGGAAAUAUCACCUCUAAUAAUCAAAGACAAAUGCCCUCUGGAUGGUCCUCGGCGCAUGUACACCACAGAAAAUGAUGUGGAGAAUGGAAUGGAGAUGACAAAAAGAUGUGAUUCUCCUGCUUCAGAUACCAGUGACGAAAGUUCCAUAUGGUCCUGGCCAGAUGAGAAGACUUCUUCCUUAAAAAAGUUCUUCUGGGUUCUCACCUGGCCUAUAAGUCUGCUUUUAUGGGCCACAAUUCCGGAUUGCCGACGUCACCCUCGCCUAUAUCCUCUUACAUUUAUUAUGUGCAUCUCAUGGAUCGGCGGAGUAUCUUACCUCAUCGCUUGGAUAAUAACUAUUCUUGGAGACACAUUGAAUCUACCAGACAGUAUAACUGGAUUGACUAUUCUUGCGGCGGGAACGAGUUUGCCUGAAGCUGUUUCCAGCGUAUUAGUUACAAAUCAGGGAAAUGGUACAAUGGGCAUUAGUAAUUGUAUUGGAUCAAACACCUUCGACAUCUUACUCUGUUUGGGACUGCCAUGGCUUGUGAAAUCAUUAUUUUACCCUACUACACCCGGCAAUCACUGGGUUACGAUGAACUCUAGUGGUAUAUCAUAUAAUGCUAUCUCACUUUUAUCUACAUUGUUUGCCCUGUAUGGUUGUCUGGCUUUAAAUAAAUUUCAAUUAGAUUGGAAAAUAGGCAUCACUUGUGCCACAGUGUACGCGGGCUUCUUAAUUUUUGCAAGUCUCAUCGAACUAAACGUAUUUUUUAACGUUAAUCUGCCUACUUGUCUACAUUGGUAAAAUAGUUGUAUUAAAAUAUGUGUAAAUUAUCUUUUA
Messenger RNA from Achroia grisella, 1873 nucleotides. Its product is annotated as sodium/potassium/calcium exchanger 3-like. Gene Ontology annotation, molecular function: calcium, potassium:sodium antiporter activity; calcium channel activity. The transcript is spliced from 11 exons. Gene Ontology annotation, cellular component: membrane. Bases 257 to 1837 code for a protein of 526 amino acids. The record is from RefSeq and is a predicted model, not a curated record. NCBI's taxonomy places the organism in Eukaryota, Metazoa, Arthropoda, Insecta, Lepidoptera, Pyralidae. Gene Ontology annotation, biological process: intracellular calcium ion homeostasis; calcium ion transmembrane transport.